AGGAAGUGGUUUCACUUGGCCAAAUCCUAGGGUGACAGUAGAGUCGAGUCAAGUUUUUGGCGCCGUUGCCGGGGAUGACUAGGUUGUUGAAGAAAAGUGAUUUCUGUUAAUUUAGCUUUUCUUUUUGCUUUGUUUGCUUUGUCCCACUUAUGCCUUCACGGGUUUGCUUGCUUGAGUGUGUGUAGGUAGUGCAUGACCCGUAGCCAGUCAGGAGGUUUACUGCCGUUGAAUCCAGAGAUUGACCGCACCUGUCGCCAGCUCAGGAGACAACAGCGAGCUAGACUGGCUACGGAAGAGUGCAUAGACGCCACGUGAGCAGUGAUUCUGAAGAAGAGCACAGGAUGGACGGAGAGUAUAAUCCGCACCAGGGGAAUCCACAGCAGGUUCCCCCGGCGAAUCAGGUCCUGGGGAACAACCCCAUACCCCAGGAUCAUGGAGUUCAUCAUCCACCGCAACCGGGCCCCACCUUGGAGUACUACUACACUCCUCGGAUUGCUGACAUCCGCCCGGUCAUCCUCUACCCACCGAUCCCAACUAACAACUUCGAGAUCAAGCCAUGCUGGAUUCAGCUCAUCACAUCCUCGAUCCAGUUUCAUGGCUUGAAGGAUGAGGAGGCCAGGGUACAUCUGUCCCGUUUUCUGCAGCUGACGAACGGGUUCAAGCUUAAUGUUGUCCCGGAUGAUGCGAUCUGCCUUCAUCUCUUCCCCCAUUCUCUGGCGGGGAAUGCUAAGAGGUGGUUGGAGACCCAGCCCCCAUUGUCCAUCACCUCUUGGGACGAUCUGGCUGACAAAUUCGUGCACAGGUACUAUCCGGCAUCGAAGACUACAGAGAUUCAGCGGGAGAUCACUCACUUCCGCCAAGAGCCAGAUGAGUCACUUCGUGAUGCAUGGGAGCGAUACAUGGGAUAUUUCUGGCAGUGUCCCCACCAUGGCUUUAGUGAUGCUUUCACUGUGGGGAACUUCUACAGUGCCCUCUCUCCAGAUAGCCAGAGGGUGAUUGAGUCUUUAUGCCCAGGAGGGGAUGUUCUCACCAAGACUCCACCCGAGCUGAACCAGAUGAUCAGUACUUUGGCUGCCAGAGAUCAUUCUUGGGGACAGGGUAGCCGAGGCAGACAGUCCCGGGACCGUGGUGUGCACGCCAUGGAGACCAGAUCCGGGCUCGAGCAGCAGGUAGCCGAGCUAGUGCAGACAUUGAAGCAGCCCAACAGUCUGAUUCCGGGCAGAGGUUUGGCUACACCUCCAGUUGCUCAGUGUCAGUGGUGUGAGAGCUCCAAUCACCUAGUGGAGGACUGCCAGGCUAUGAGGGAGUCUACCACACCCCAGGAGCAGUUGGCAUUCAUUGCCAAUGCGCGGCGCCUCGAUCCAUACAGUAGCACAUAUAAUGAGGAGUGGCGCCAGCAUCCCAAUUUCGCCUGGAGCAGCAACACCACUAAACCACCUGGUUUCCCAGCACCAGCAGGUGGUUUUCAGCAGAGGCAGCCCUACCAGGCUCGACAGGGGCCAGUUCCACAGCAGCCAUUCCAGCAGCCCCAACGCCAGUUUGCCGAGCCAGCAGCAGCUCUAGCCCCAGAUGACAGGAUGACGAAGCUGGAAAACAUUCUAGCUUCAUUCAUGACGAGCACUCAGGCGACUAUCACGAGGUUGGACCAGAGCGUAGCCUCACUGGAGGCAGGUCAGAGGAACCAGGGUGCCAUUUUGCAGGAUCCGCAGACCCAGGUGGGCAUCUUGGCCCGCCAGACCACCACCAGGGCACCGGGGACUUUGCCUGCCACCACUGUCCCGAAUCCUCGAGAGCCUCACCAGCAUCAGCAGCUGGAUGCCAUUUUUACCAGAAGCGGUAAGACCAUAUCUGCUGAUCCUGUCCCGGCCAGACAGGAGGAACCACUACCUGCUUCAGCACUUCCAGCAGACGAUGCAGAAGUGCGGGUGGAGAAGGAAGCCCCUGCUCCAAAGCCACAACCAGUGGUUAAGGAGCAUGUAUCCCAGCUUCCCUUCCCCACUCGCCUACACAAAGACAAGCUGGAGACUGAGUUUGCCAAGUUCAUGGCAAUGUUGAAGCAGCUCAACAUCAGCAUACCGUUCAUGGAGGCACUGUCGAAUAUGCCCAAGUAUGCCAAGUUCAUGAAAGAUAUCUGCACCAACAAGAAGAAACUUGGGGAUCUUUCGACAGUGAUGCUCAGUGAGGAGUGUUCUGCUAUCCUGCAGAACAAGCUGCCCGAGAAGCGCAAGGAUCCAGAGAGUUUUACUAUCCCUCUUACUAUUGGCAGCAUGCAUGUAGGAAAGUCCUUGGCGGACCUAGGCGCUAGCAUUAACGUCAUGCCAUAUAAGUUGUAUAAAAUGCUAGACCUAGGUGAACUUAGCCCUACUAGGAUGAGCAUUCAAUUAGCUGAUCGUUCUAUUGUGCAUCCUAGGGGAAUCAUAGAGGAUCUGCUUGUUGGUGUUGGUGCAUUCACAUAUCCUGUUGAUUUUGUUAUUCUUGAUAUACAUGAGGAUGUGGAUGUGCCUUUGAUUCUAGGUAGGCCAUUUCUUGCCACCGCCAAGGCACUUAUUGAUGUGCCUGAUGGAAAAUUGAUCUUGCGUGCUGGGAAUGAACAGGCUACUUUUUCUGUGACUGAGUUUGAUCACUGUGCUAUGAUUGCUGUCACGCCUGUGAAUGCCAUUUCUGAUCAGGUACACGAGUCUGUCGUGUACCCUUCUGCACCUCCUAUUUUGCAGGAACCUCCUAUUUUGCAGGACCCUCCUAUCAUUCCUUCGCCGCCACUCCAUCCAGCCUUGCCUCCGAACAAAAAGCUCAAGGAGGAGUGGCGGUCGAAGCAGCAGGUUGCUAAGCCUGCACGGAAGAAGAGUGGAGACCACUAUGAGCUGGUCCCACCUCCCGCACCACGACCACCCUGGCCGUCUGGGUACUCGCUCUCCUGCAUCUUUCCAGAUGGGCAGGUCGAGCUGACUGAUGAGGGUGGUCGCAUCCGUCGAGUGCAUGGCCACAACCUCAAGCUGUACCUCAAGAGCGACGUGGAUCCGCUCUUGGAGGCACCUGUUCCUGCACCGCCCUGAGUAUCCACCAUGGGCGUCCAGCUAAAAGACGGUAAAGAAGCGCUUGUGGGGAGGCAACCCCACCACGGUUUGAUUUUCUUUCUUGUGUUUUGAGUCGGAUUGUAACCCGGUUUGGGGUUUGGUUUGUUUUCCUUUGGUUUGGAUGAUAUUUUAUUGGGCUGACCAUUGAACCUAACAUAUUGUGUCUGAGCUCUUCUGUUUCCCUUCGGCUGUGCUUGCCCCGACUGGCCCGUUUCCAGUCUCCUGCAGUCCGUGCAUACCGGUAACAUCCUUCCCUUAUCCUUCCCUCUUCUCCAUUGAGGGCAAUGUCGAUCUUAAGUGUGGGGGGAUGUUUAUCUUUUGAAUGCAUUAGAUCUGUUUGUGUGCUUGGAGCCUAAUCCACUGUCCAAAUUUUUAAAUUUGAGGGCUCCAAGUACGUGUUUCCUUGCAAUUGCCUGCUCAGUAUGCUUUGAAUUGACAGUCUUUAUAGUAAUAUGCAACCUAGGGAGGUAGUGUAGUACUAUGGAGGAUGUUGAUGCAUUUAAGAAGUCUCAUUUCUUCUUCAUAUUGAGUUGGUUGAUUGAGUGAAUUAGUGAUCUUAGGACCCUUGAAUUGUGUGGUGUUGUGGAUUCUCUGCCUGUCAUGGACUCUUGUAUCAUGUUUUGAAAAUAGCAGGUGCUCAAAAAUGUGCUUCAAAUAACGUCUCCCGUGCGAAUAGGGCGAAAGUGUGUAAGGGGAGACGGGAAUUCGUUCCCAAUUUCCACCUACUACCUCCAGCCCCCUUACAUGUCUUUCCCCCGCACGAGGCUCGAGACAUCCGCUCCUGGCAUGGCCGGUAAGAGCAGGUUGGGACCCUUGAAAAGAAAAGAAAAGAAAAAUAACAGAAAACAAGCAAAACAGAAAAGAAAAGGGGUCUCAACCAUCUUCAAGAAGAAAAUAGAGCACCUAGAAAAAAUGUGAGUCCAUGAUCUUUUGUUUUUGAGAAUCUCUUCAUCCACGAUUCACUUGUCCUCUGUUCACUAUUUGCCGUGAUGCCGACUCGAUAUUAGUGCUUUCGCCGAAGAAGUUAGGAGAUGACUUGUGCGUCGGUUGACCUCGUAAGCUGCUAAAUGAUCUAGGAAGUCCUCUACCUACGAUCUGGGUUGUUUGUUGCUAUAGAGGUCUGGAGAGUUGCAUUGGUUUGAGUUAGGUUUGCUUAGGGACAAGCAAACGGUUAAGUGUGGGGGAGUUUGAUAGACCGAUAAUUACACGUAUUUUCACCCCUAUUCUUGAGCCGUUUGAGAGGUUAAGUCUCGGGUUUUAAGCCGAUUUCACGCGAGGUUGUGUGUUUAUGUCGUAUUUCAGGACCCGGCGUUGGAAUCGAGGCGAGGGAACGAGUUCUGGGUCGAAAGGAGCAAAGUUGGGAAGAAGUGGGCUGAAGAAGGAAAAUACCCGGCCAGGGGCCAAAAUACCCGGCCGGGUAUUAUUCUGAGGCGACCGGGGAAGUCCCUUUUUGGCGUCUGAGAAACAGAAGGGGGCCCGGGAAAAUGCCUUAAAUCCCCGGUCGGGGAUUAUGAGGACAGACCGGGGAUUUUCCCCUUAAAUGAAACGGUGAGUUUUGC
Messenger RNA from Linum trigynum, 4633 nucleotides. The record is from the annotation of a GenBank genome assembly. Lineage: Eukaryota; Viridiplantae; Streptophyta; Magnoliopsida; Malpighiales; Linaceae.